Prorocentrum cordatum is the source of this 4489-nucleotide messenger RNA. The record is from the annotation of a GenBank genome assembly. Lineage: Eukaryota; Dinophyceae; Prorocentrales; Prorocentraceae.
AUGGCUGACGACAACACUUGCCCUGGGCUCAGGGUGCUGGUGACGUACAGUGACGACCCGGGCUGGACGCACGAACGAGUGCUACUGUGGCUGCACAGUGAGGCUCGCACGAGCUGGCAGAUCUACACGCCUGGCAAUGACUUAUACGCUGAGGAUUUCGGCGACUACGCCUCGCUCAUCCCCAUGUCGGGGCGGAGGCGUUAUCCACCGGGCGUCAGGAACGCGGUGGCGUCCAACAGGGGUCUGCAGGCAGCCGAGUUGGUCUCGCUCAUCAGGCGCGGUCGAGGCGAGGCCGACUGGCUCGCAGGCAGGCUGGACAUCCCCGCGCCGACGGCUGUGGAGGUCCCUCGCGUGCGGCGCCGCCUGCGCAGGAAGGGCGCGGAGGUCCAGACCGACCUCCCUGUGCUCGGUGACGGAAGGUCGUGGGUUCGUUGCUCCUUCGAGGACAGCGACUUCGGCCAGAUGGUACCCCUCCCAGCAGCUGCCAUCCUGCGAGGCCGCUACGGGCUCGAUAAGGAUGAGAUGGGCGAGUGGCGUCUCAUAGAGUACGUGCUGGACGAUCAGGCCGACAGCUGGCGAGAUGACAAGCUGGUGGCGGCGGAUCGGCAGCGGCCACCACGAGGCGCCCUUGACGAUCGGCUCUUCGGCGGCGGCGGGGGCGGCACCGCAAUGCCCCCUGGCGAGCCCACGGUUGCGGCUGUCGCAGCGGGCGCCGGCGAGGAGCAGGCCGAGGAUCUGCGCACGUGCUGGAUCGACGUUGACGAGACAGGUUCGAGGUUCAAGGGGUGGCGCAAGGUAGUGCAGGAGAGCACGCAGGAGGUGUUCUCGGACUCGAGCCUGCGCGGGCCGCCUGCCUGCCUGGAGGUGCGCCGUAAGAUGUAUCGGCACGGCGGCAUGCCCAAGAUCUGGUUCCAGGAGUGGUGCAAGGAGACGGGGAUCUCUCGACGGGAUCGUGCAUACCACGAGGUGCAGACACUCAUCGAGUGUCUGUACCUCGCGGGCACCUACGACCAGGUGAACAUGGGAGCGCUGGCGUCGCUGGAGGUGAUCGCCCGCCGGCUGCUGCAGCACACGGAGGCAUGCGCGCACGGUGCGGACCACGCGAACUGGGCGGCGGCGAAGCACCUGGCGGGGACGACGAUGCCGAGGGCGGUCGCGGCGCUGCGGCUGCCGCGGUGGACGCUGGCGGCUUGCCGAUCGGAGGCGGCGAUGGAGGUGGCGGGGCUGGAGACGGUGCCGAUGCAGGCCGCGGCCGUGGCCGCGACCGAGGCCGAGGCGGGCGGGGUCGAGGCCCCCGCCCGCCGAUCGAAGGGCACCAGAGGGCUACGCGGCGCUUCCUUCUUGCCGCUGACCCGCCUGAGCGAGCUGCCUCCCGAGUGGUGCGAGGGGCUCAGCGCGGCGCAGCGCCGUCGCUGGCUUCGGGACGGCAGCGCUGCUUGCGAAAGCUUGAAUUACUUGCAUGGAGGCAUCCACCGAGGCGAUCGGGCACCAGCGAGCCUGACAAGCCAGAUGAAGACGGAUGCCAUUUCCGCGGACGUGCAGCAGCGCGUUUUCUCGGCGGCUCGCCGGUGGAUAGACGUUGACAGCGCCGUCAGUGAGGAGGAGGCCCUUGCCAGGCUUCUUAAGGGCAAGGCGGGGUAUGCCCCCCUUGGCUCGACCAGCAUGGGCUCCUACGAGUACUCGCGGGUGAGCUUGCCAGACAGUGUCGUCGACGCGCCGCCUCUGGCCACCAUGCUCCCUGCGCAGGCAAAGCAAUACCUGAAGCAGCCUAAGAGCGUGCUUGGAUUAUUCGUUGUGAAGAAGAAGGAUGGGGCUCGUCUUCGCCUCAUCGUCGACUGCAGGCGGAGCAACGCCUUGUUUCGCCCUCCUCCUGGGGUCGACUUGCUGUCGGGCGAGGGGCUCGGCCGCAUAGAGAUGCCCAUCAUGGAGGCCUCCGACUUUGCCGGGCUCUGUGCGGUGCUUGGCAUGGGCGACGUGGCCGACUGUUUCCACGGGAUGAAGCUGCAGGGCGACAUCAGGCACUAUUUCUGCUGGCCGCCACUGGAUGCUGCUCUGACUGGAGAGACACUGGUCGAAGGGCGCCCUGUGCACGCCGGCGAGCAGGUUUGGCCGAUGAGCCAGAGCCUGCCAAUGGGCUUUUCGUGGUCCCUGUAUUUCGGCCAGGCCGCCAACCAGCGCAGGCUCGAUCGACAGCCGUCGUUGGCGGGUAGCCUGCGUGUGAGCGAUCGCGGGCCGCCGCUUGUCCUUGGACGAGGUCCCGCGGGCUCGGAGUUGGGCCACUACAUGUGCGUCGACAAUGCUGGCGUGAUCGGUUUCGACGCAGCGCGUGUGACAUGCGCGCUGCAGGAGGCCCAGCGUGUCUUCGAUGGCGAUCAUCUGAAGUUCCACGAGGUGGAGGCGAUGCCUGAGGGAGGUCGCACCCUGGGCUGCUCUCUCGACGGCAGGCACCGAGCGACCCGCCCUACUGACGAGAGGUUCGCCAUGGUGCGGAAGGGGUUGAGGUGCCUGCUGAGGAGACGCAAGGUUGCCGGCUGGCAGCUGGAGAUGGCGCUGGGCCACAUGGCCUUCAUGGCCCUGGUUCGCCGCGAAGUGUUGUCCAUCUUCCACUCGGUCUACGCCUUUGUGGCGCAGAGCUACCACGCCUUCUCCGUGCAGUGGCCCACCGUGCGCGAGGAGUUGAAAUGCUACCUGGGCAUCAUGGUGAUGCUGGAGUCGAGCUGGACCAGGCCGUGGAUGCCAGUGGUCUACUCCUCCGACGCCAGCCUGCACGGCUACGGCGUGGCGGAGGCCUGCUUCGGGACCGAGACGGUGGCGGAGAUCGGCCGCGUUUCGGAGCUGGCGCUGUGGCGGCUGGGUGCUGGGCUAGCGAGACAGCAUGCCUUCGAGUGCGCUGGCUUCCUCUUGGACAGCGAGACCGGCGAGGUUGUCCGAGAUGAGGCGGGGGCCCCGAAGCGGCUGGACGCCGAGCUCCAGCGCGUGCUGGCCAGCGAGCGCUGGGAGCUGGACCCGAGCUUCCCCGAGGUGCCCAGCUGGCUCCUGCACGACUCGCAUUGGGCCACGGUCAUGGCCGACCGAUGGGCCUUCGCCGAUGAUAUCCUUAGACUCGAGGCACGAGCGUUGGUGAAGGCUGCAGCUCGUGCCGCGCACUGUCAGUUCCUGCGGACCCUGUCGAUGCUCCCGCAGCGGAGGCCCGUGGCAGUAGAGAGCAGUCGGCGGCGGACGCUGAGCCGCACUGCGGCGCCGACGCCGGCCGCCCCGCUCGAGACAGGCCGCAGGCGGACGCGGGCGCUGAGCAGCCCUGGUCGCCGGCUGGAUUCAGGAAAACCGCCGCCGGCGCAGAGGUCUCGCACGCUGGACCAGAGCCGCGGGCCGGCCGCGAGGCUGGUGCUGGAGGGCGCCGCCCGACCGCCGCAGCAGAGCUCAGUGGAAGCUUGCUUGCGGCUGAGCCCCGGCGGGCCGCGCCAGGCCGACCAGGCCGUCGCCGGCCACGAGGUUGCCGAGGUCGCGGCGGAGAGCGAGAGCAUCGAGAGCAGCGACGCCGAAGAGCCGCCGGCUGCCGCGCGUUCCCGAAGGCGUCUGGAGACGCGCGGGAAGGCUCGGAUCAGGAAGGCGAUCGAGGUGCUAGAGACCGCAGAGUCGGGCAGGGACGACGUGAAGCUGGGCAUCAGCUACCUCGAGAAGAGCCUGCCCGAGCUCAAGGAGCUGGACGGCCAGCUGGUCGAAUACAUGAACGAGGAGUUCUUGAAGGGCGUCAAGGCCUGGCGGGGCGAAAAGCUGCUCGCUGGGCUGAUGUUCUUCCACCCGGACUUCGGCCGCCUGGGCGGGUUGCAUCUGCCGAAGUCAUUGCGCUGCCUGAAAGGGUGGAAGAAGCUUUCACCAUCUCGAUCUCGGAAGCCCUUGGUGUUCGCGAUCUGGGCGGCGUUGGCAGUGGAGCUCUGCCGCCUGGGGGCGCCUCUGGUAGGAGAGAUGUUGAGCCUCACGAGCGAUUCAUUUCUGGCGCCGACGGAGCAUGCAGUGCAGAACUGGGUUGUAUGGCUGUUUCCAGAGGCUGGGGUGGCUCGGAGCAAGGUGGGGUCAGCGGACGAUACCAUCCCUUGCGAUUCAGGACGUUGCCCGUGGAUGUGUCACAUCUUCAAGGCUUUGAAGGAUCGCCAGUCAUCCCGGCCCCUCCUGGACUUGAGCUACCCGCAGUUCCUGUGCCUCUUCCGGAGAGCGGCCACGAACAUCGGAGUCGACGUCGUCCCAUACCAAGGCCGGCACAGCGGAGCAUCGCUGGAUCGGGCUACGGGGCGACGCCCUCUGGAAGAGGUUCAGAAAAGAGGGCGAUGGGCUGCGAUGAGUUCGGUGAAGAGAUACGAAAAGUCAGGACGACUGAACGAGAGCUGGGAGAAGCUGGGCGACGCCUCCAAGGCACACUGUGCCGCGGCGGCAAACCUGCUGCAAGAGGUGCUGCCGCUGGGGCGCCCCGCGCCUGCGCCGCCGCUCGGCG